AUGGAUUCAGCAAAAGAAAGCUUUAAAAACCUUGUUUCAGUCAUAGAUUCGCAAUCCUCUUUUAAAACAAUCAUUACUAAGCCAGAAAAAUCGAGUCUUCUUUUAGAAUAUUUUGUUAAGAUAAUUCAUGAAUACGAAUUACCAGAAAUGGAUGAUGAAACACAGACUCAUUUACUAAAUUUCAUUAGAUUAUAUACAGACUUAGAAGAAUCAAAUUUCCGUAGAGAUUCAUUUGCUAUCUGUUGUAAAAUGCUUCCAUUUUUCUAUGAAUCGAUGAAGAGACCAGAGAGUUAUCAAAUACUAUCGAAUUUCAUGUUCAUUUCCGAUAAUAUCGAUUAUUCUAGGACAUUAUUAUAUGUAGAGAGACUAUUUGGAGUGAUGCUAUACAUGACAAACUACAAUUUAGCAUACUUUUGGAAUUUUUUAUUCGAAAAUGUCUUCAAUCGCUUCUUUUUAUACGAAACAGAUAGCAUAAAAGGUGAUGACAUGAAACAUAAUGACAAAUGGAACCAGUCUUACUUGCUUCAAGCCAAUGCUUACAUAGGAAAAUUUAUUUUCGAAUUAAUGGAAGUACAGCAUCAAUUUAAACCAUUUCUUACUGAAAACAAGUACGUGCUGAUGGGAUUGAUCAAGUUUUCAAUGGAUUUGGCCCCAGAUCAACUCCUAAAAAUUUUAGGAUCGUAUUUUCAAUCAAAUUUGAUCUGUUCGAACCAGCAAUUCACAGAACUACAAGGAAUGGAGCGCUUUAUACCCGCGGCUUACGUUUGUAACUACGAUUCUUCGGUCAAUACAAUUUUACUUAACAUCAUCAACGCUCUUCCGAUAGAAUACAUUGCUACGAUCCUGAUGUUGCUUAUAAGACUUAUAAAUUCAAGAAUUCCGAAAAGUGACAUUAUGCGACCAAUUAAAACCGUAGUUGUUGUUCAUUGCAUGUGCAAUCAGAUCAUUGCCAACUACAGUAAGAAGGAGGAGCUUCUUCUGCUCGCAAUUCCCCAGAUUUUGCAAUUAAAAACUACACAAACGCAGUUGAUUCUUUUUUACUGUUUGGUCGAUUCAAAACUGGUCUCAGAAAAAGUAAUUUCAGAAUUUUGGAACUCAGAAUUUCUUCAAGAAGAUUUCAAAAUAAUUUUAGCUCAAUUACUGACAAUGCACAUGUUUCCUGAACUGUUAUCAAUAGAUCUGUCUAAACUAAUAGCUUUCUCAAAGACUUAUGGCUCUACAAGUCAAAAAGCUCGAGAUCGAAAAUUAUCUCCAAUUUUCUUGGAAAAAUUGAGUUUAAUGGAAACAGAUCCAACAAUAUUCCUUACUACAGCAUUCCAAUGGUCUGGAUACUCUACAAAGUUCUUUAUUCCUUCUUCUUUAAGAUUAAACUGGAAUUCUGAACAAAAACUCAAGUUAUUCAAUGACAUAUUGGACCAUGCAAUUGUCAAUAAGGAUGUAACUUAUUUAAAGUAUGUUGUGAACGCUUUAACUGAAAUAAUUUACAAUAUUCCUUAUGAAUUUGAAUUUUCAAUGCAAUUAGUGUACGACAAGAUCCUACCAAUUUUGGAUAUUAAUGAAAUCGACGUUAGCUUCGCUUAUUCCCUUUUCAGAGCGAAUACCAAAUUAUUAGACUCACAUUGGGACAAAUUUGUUAAAAGAAUGAUUCAGAAAUUAUCAAGAGAUCUUACAGAUAUUGAUUUGCUGCUGUACAUCUCCGAAAACUUAAGUCUUCUUGAAACAAAAUUGAAAUCAAAAGAAAUUAUAAAUUUGAUUGUCAUAAAUCUUGAAAGAAUCAAGAAUGUAACAGUCAACCAUCAACAAGCCAUCUCUAUUUGUGCUUUAAUGACCUCCAUUUACUCAAUUUUGUUGAAUGAGAACAGUCCUGACCGUUUUAAACCGAUUUCCUAUUUGGAUGACUUUUGUUUGGUCAACAAAAACAUGAAUCUGGUCCAAGAACAGGUUCUUGUCCAUUAUUUAUGCAUAAAUGACGUCGAAUUAGCGAAAUACGUCAAUUGUAACACACUUUUCGACCAAUUUACGGGUGCUCCUGAUGCUUAUUGGGCGUUUUUGCACAUGAUUCUUUCAGAUCAGACAAAUAUUGAAAAACCAUUCCCGGAUUUUUUGGAGAACGCCAUCAAAUUACUCAUUAAGAUCCUCAAGAUAUCACAAUUGACCUCCUUUUCUGAGUAUUUGUCCUCUCUUUGCGUAGAUAUCAUAAUAAAAUCGAUAAAUUUAUAUGAAAUCUUCGAAAAAGAGGCUCCAAACUUCGUGAAUAAUGAUAUUGUGAUGAUAAUAAGAGAUACUGUUCUCUCAAAGUACACAGAUUGUGAAAAAAGUGGAUUUCCAAAUCAUAAGAAUCCACAAUACGAAAUUUUCGAAGACAAAUUUGCUCUUUGUGAGAAAAACAACGAUGAUACAUUUUCUGUUUCCACGAAACAUGCAAUUUCUGCUUCAUCUUAUAAAUUACACUUUGAUGAUGCCAAAGAAUCCGAAAACAGCACGGAAACAGAGGUAAAAACUCAUGAUUUCUCACGCCUGACCAUUCCUAACUUCGACAAGUUCAUUUCCAAUUUUGCAGGAUAUCAACCAUCGAUUCCUCCGAAAUCUAUGAACUCCUCUUACAUCCCUACAACAUCUUUCCCACAAAUAAAGUUCCCUGAAGUCCAAGGAGCGAUUCCUCCUUCUUCAUCAGCUGAAAUAACGACAAUUCCGGAAUCCAAGCAAUGGAUUCCACAACAGAACAUUGGCUCGAUAUUUGGUGGAAUCAUUGAUACGAAGUUUACCAUUAGAGCACAAAAUAAAGCCUUGGAAAGAGAAUCAAGAGCACUUUUCGAAACUUUACAAAAACUGACAUGUAAAAUUGGCAUAAUUUAUGUCAAAAAAGGCAAAAUUUUACAAAGUGACAUCUUAGCAAUGGAAAACAAAGAUACUACUGAACAGUAUCAGAAAUUCUUAUCAGAAAUGGGCCAAAUUAUAUUUUUGAAGAAUUUCAAAUCUUAUUGUGGAAAAUUAGACACAAUUGAGAACAGAAACGGCGUCCAAUCACUGUAUUUCACUGAUAAAAGACUUGAAACAAUGUUCCAUGUCUCUACAAUGAUGCCAACUAAACAAGGAGACUCUCAACAAAUUCAAAAGAAGAAACACGUAGGAAAUGACAACUCUUUGGUAGUAUGGAAUGAAAAUAUCGAUAUACCAUGGAACACGGCAACGAUCGUUUCCCAGUUUAAUGAUCACCAUGUUGUUGUUUUUCCUUUAUCUGAUUCAUUGUAUUUUGUUGACGUAAGGAAGAAAUCAGAUGCAUUGGAAACAGGCCCUAUUAGACAUCCUGUGAUACUUCAUCACAGUAGCUGCCCUGCUUUAGUGAGAUGGACAGCAAUUUUAUCAGAUUUUUUGGUUAGAGGUUUUUCGAAUCCUUUGGAUUCACCUCACCAAAAGGUUCUAUUGCAGUUAUCAAGUAUGGUAACUCUGAUAGAUAAAAAUUAG
Trichomonas vaginalis G3 is the source of this 3465-nucleotide messenger RNA. RefSeq names its product GTPase activator protein. The coding region runs from base 1 to 3465 and encodes 1154 amino acids. The transcript has a single exon. Gene Ontology annotation, cellular component: nucleus; cytoplasm. Lineage: Eukaryota; Parabasalia; Trichomonadida; Trichomonadidae. The record is from RefSeq and is a predicted model, not a curated record. Gene Ontology annotation, molecular function: GTPase activator activity. Gene Ontology annotation, biological process: positive regulation of GTPase activity; regulation of small GTPase mediated signal transduction.